Messenger RNA from Balaenoptera acutorostrata (minke whale), 1741 nucleotides. Its product is annotated as dihydrolipoyl dehydrogenase, mitochondrial-like. Gene Ontology annotation, cellular component: mitochondrion; oxoglutarate dehydrogenase complex. The transcript has a single exon. The record is from RefSeq and is a predicted model, not a curated record. NCBI's taxonomy places the organism in Eukaryota, Metazoa, Chordata, Mammalia, Artiodactyla, Balaenopteridae. The coding region runs from base 69 to 1601 and encodes 510 amino acids. Gene Ontology annotation, molecular function: flavin adenine dinucleotide binding; dihydrolipoyl dehydrogenase (NADH) activity.
CUUGGCGAGGCGGCAGAGACGCUUAGCGGAGGUGAAAGCUUUGGGGGAAAGGAAAGUCCAGCGGCAAGAUGCAGAGCUGGAGUCGUGUGUACUGUUCCUUGGCUAAGAGAGGCCAUUUCAAUCGAACAUCUCAUGGUCUGCAAGGAGUUUCUGCGGUGCCACUAAGAACUUAUGCAGAUCAACCAAUUGAUGCUGAUGUAACAGUGAUAGGUUCUGGUCCUGGAGGAUAUGUUGCUGCUAUUAAAGCUGCCCAGUUAGGCUUCAAGGCAGUGUGCGUUGAGAAAAAUGAAACACUCGGUGGAACAUGCUUGAACAUUGUUGGUUGUAUUCCUUCUAAGGCUUUAUUGAAUAACUCUCAUUAUUACCAUAUGGUCCAUGGAAAAGAUUUUGCAUCUAGAGGAAUUGAAAUGUCUGAAGUUCGCUUGAAUUUAGAGAAGAUGAUGGAGCAGAAGAGUAAUGCAGUAAAAGCUUUAACAGGUGGAAUUGCCCACUUGUUCAAACAGAAUCAGGUUGCCCAUGUAAACGGAUAUGGAAAGAUAACUGGGAAAAAUCAGGUCACCGCUAUGAAAGCCGAUGGCAGCACCCAAGUUAUUGAUACAAAGAACAUUCUUAUAGCCACAGGUUCAGAAGUCACUCCUUUUCCUGGAAUUACGAUUGAUGAAGAUACAGUAGUGUCAUCUACAGGUGCUUUGUCUUUAAAAAAAGUUCCAGAAAAGAUGGUUGUCAUUGGUGCAGGAGUAAUAGAUGUAGAAUUGGGCUCAGUUUGGCAAAGACUUGGUGCAGACGUGACAGCAGUUGAGUUUUUGGGUCAUGUUGGUGGAAUUGGAAUUGAUAUGGAGAUAUCUAAAAACUUACAACGCAUCCUUCAGAAACAAGGAUUUAAAUUUAAAUUGAAUACCAAAGUUACUGGUGCUACUAAGAAGUCAGAUGGAAAAUUUGAUGUUUCUAUUGAAGCUGCUUCCGGUGGUAAAGCUGAAGUUAUCACUUGUGAUGUACUCCUGGUUUGCAUUGGUCGACGACGCUUUACUAAGAAUUUGGGACUAGAGGAGCUUGGAAUUGAGCUGGAUCCUAGAGGUAGCAUUCCAGUAAAUACCAGAUUCCAAACUAAAAUUCCAAAUAUCUCUGCAAUCGGCGAUGUGGUUGCUGGUCCAAUGCUGGCUCUCAAAGCAGAGGAUGAAGGCAUUAUCUGUGCUGAAGGGAUGGCUGGUGGCACUGUGCACAUUGACUACAACUGUGUACCAUCGGUGAUUUACACACACCCUGAAGUUGCUUGGGUUGGCAAAUCAGAAGAGCAGUUGAAAGAAGUGGGUAUUGAGUACAAAGUUGGGAAAUUCCCAUUUGCUGCUAACAGCAGAGCUAAGACAAACGCUAACACAGAUGGCAUGGUGAAGAUACUUGGGCAGAAAUCAACGGACAGAGUAUUGGGAGCACAUAUUCUAGGACCAGCUGCUGGUGAAAUGAUAAAUGAAGCUGCUCUUGCACUGGAAUAUGGAGCAUCCUGUGAAGAUACAGCUAGAGUCUGUCACGCACAUCCGACCUUAUCAGAAGCUUUUAGAGAAGCAAACGUGGCUGCAUCAUUUGGCAAAUCGAUCAACUUUUAAAUUAGAAGAUUAUAUUUUUCUGAAAUUUCCUGGGAGCUUUUAUAGAGGUAACAUUUCUGAACAGGAAAUGCUCACAGCUCCAAGAAUUUCUAGGACUGAAUUACAAAACUUUUGGAAGGUAUUUAAUAGGUUUGGACAGA